Grus americana (Whooping crane) is the source of this 997-nucleotide messenger RNA. RefSeq names its product COMM domain containing 4 (gene COMMD4). Bases 246 to 845 code for a protein of 199 amino acids. The record is from RefSeq and is a predicted model, not a curated record. The transcript has 8 exons. NCBI's taxonomy places the organism in Eukaryota, Metazoa, Chordata, Aves, Gruiformes, Gruidae.
GAAAGGCUCCUCCCACGCGGCAGCGGGCGUCCCGGGGCCCCCCCCGGUCCGUGUCCCGCCGCUGAACCCCUCGGGGGAGCCCGGCGUCCCUCCGGGACAGCCCCCCACCGCCUCACGGGGCACGGCCCCUCUGCGGAGAACGGGACCGGGACCGGGAGGAGCGGCCGCAGCGCUUCCCGCCCGCCCGGGAGCGGUUCCGGGUCGCGGAGGCGGGGUCUGCGGCGGCACCGGGGACCAGCGGCGACAUGCGGUUCCGUUUCUGCGGGGACCUGGACUGCCCCGACUGGGUCCUGGCCGAGAUCAGCACCCUGGCCAAAAUCUCCUCGGUAAAGCUGAAGCUGAUCUGCGCCCAGGUGCUGCGGGACCUGCUGGGGGAGGCCAUCGAGUAUGAGAAGAUCCUGAAGCUGACCUCGGAUGCCAAGUUAGAGUCGGGGGACGUGAAGGCGACCAUCGCCGUCCUCGGCUUCAUCCUCUCCAGCGCCGCCAAGCACAACGUGGACAGCGAGUCCCUGUCGAGCGAGCUGCAGCAGCUGGGGCUGCCCAAAGAGCACGCCAGCGGGUUGUGCCGGUCCUACGAGGAGAAGCAGAGCUCCCUGCAGGACAGCCUCCGGGCCUGCAGCCUGAGACUGAACCAGCUGGGCUCGGUGUGCUGGCGGGUGGAUUACACCCUCAGCUCCAGCGAGCUGCGGGAGGUCAAUGAGCCCCUCGUGCACUUGACGUUCAACCUGCGGGACGGGGAGCACGGGAGGACGACGGCCGUCCCCGUGGCCCUCUCGGCCGACAAGUUCCGGGUGCUGCUGGCAGAGCUGAAGCAGGCCCAGGCCCUGAUGAACACCCUUCUCUGAGGAGCUGGAUGGCAGGACAGGACCCAGCGCGCCGCCUGUCUGGGGAGGGGGAGGCCGUGGGGGCCCGCCGGGCCGCCCGUGGUGAAGCCGUGCCCCGGGGGCAGCUCCAAUAAAGGCAGCAGUGCAAAGCCGAGCCGUGUCCCGCCCGUUUC